Messenger RNA from Corvus hawaiiensis (hawaiian crow), 2754 nucleotides. It is a transcript of the gene GPR82, whose product is annotated as G protein-coupled receptor 82. Lineage: Eukaryota; Metazoa; Chordata; Aves; Passeriformes; Corvidae. The transcript has 3 exons. Gene Ontology annotation, molecular function: G protein-coupled receptor activity. Gene Ontology annotation, cellular component: membrane. The record is from RefSeq and is a predicted model, not a curated record. Gene Ontology annotation, biological process: G protein-coupled receptor signaling pathway. Bases 1098 to 2663 code for a protein of 521 amino acids.
AGGAGAGGACAGACAUGAAUGACAGCAGCUUGAACAAAAUGUCAAUUCUAAAAUUCUUUUGAACAAAGUGUUAAAAUCAGAAUUUUCAUUAACAAGGUUUGUAAUUCAUGGACACAGCAGUAUUGCCAAAAUAGACUCAAAUCUCUUCAGAAGAUCAAGUAACAGUACUUAAAAAUCCAAACUGCAUUAAAAAAAUCAACUCUCCAGCUCAGAAAUGAAAAUCUGAAAGGGAACAGAUCUAUUAGGAAGUCUGUAAGAGCAGGCAUGGCACAGAAGAGGCGAACAGGAAUCACUACAUGAUCUUGAGAAUGCAGCAUUAAGGGAGCAGCAGUCAGAACAAAGAAACAACCACAAAAAAAAAAUCAGAAAAUACUUUUGGAUUUCUACAACUGUAUAAAUCAGUGCUUCAAGAUGUUAAAGGCCAGAUGUAUCAACUGGCUCAGAAGGAGAUCUGAAACUAGACAGCACUGUCAUGUAGGAAGCAAUUAGUACUGACCAAGAAACAAAAGCAGGUAUCUAUUCUUUUAAAAAAAAAAUUAAUCCUUACAAAUUUUUUUCUGCAAUCAAUAUUCCCAAACUUGAGAGUAAAAUGUCAGGCUUUACAAAAAAGUAUUACUGAAGAGCAAAUAGUCCUGAAACACCUUGGGAGAUCUGCUGAAAGUUACACUGUGACAUGUCAAAUGACUACAGAAGCAGUCACUCAAAUUGUGCGUCUGUCUUCUCUUCCCAGUGCUUUCUAAUUACCUGAGUCUUCAGGUGAACUCUAACACAAAGGUAAUUCCGUUUAUUUUGCUUUCUGUAUUUAAAGGUUAACUCAACACACAUCCCCAUAUAAUUGCACAAACCUCAUUUUCCUCUUUACUCAAAUCUAUAACACAUCCUUGAAUUUCAAGUGGUGUACCAAAAUGCACUGGUCUUGUGCUGGUUUUGGCUGGGAUAGACACCUUCACAAUAUGGGCUGUGGUUUGGGCUCGUGAUCAAAAGUGUUGAUAACACAGGGAUGCUUCAGCCACUGCUCAGCAGGACUUGCACAACAAGCAGAACUUCUCUGCCUAUCGGAACACCCCACCAGUGAGAGGCUGGGGGUGCACAAGGACAUGGGAGGGGAGACAGCAGGGACAGCUGACCCCAGGGAUAGCCCAGAGCACAUGGUGCCAUGCUCAGCAAUGAAACCAAGCAGGAAAUUUGGCUGUGUUGCCAUUUCUCAGGAACUCGCUGGGCACCGGUCAGCAGGGGUUGCUUUCUACCACUUGGGUUUUUUGUUUCUCUCUCGUUUUUUUUGUUUGUUUUUUUUAUGCUUAUUAAACUCUUUAUCACAAACCAUGAGUUUCCACUUUUACCCUACCAAUUCUCCCUCCCAGCCCACCAGAGAGGAAGUAAGCAAGUGUAUGGGAUUUAGGUACUUUCUGGGAUUAAACCACAUCCUCCCUCUUUGGCACCCAGAUACUGGCAGAUUUGAUCAGUGUGUCAGAGCAGGAGGGAGCACCAAAGGGGAGGUCUGUUCUGCAGCAAAGCAGCCACAAGAACAAGAGGGGGAAGAUGCAAAAAUCUUAACUUCCAGUGCCAUCAUUUUCACUGCAGUAGUGGAGAUAAAACGGACACCAGACAGAAAUAUUUCCUCUCUGCAAAGGAAGGUGCCUGCAGCUUGUAUAGCUACCACUGUAGCUCUCCCCAUCAUUUACUCCUGCCUACUUCCCGCUGGAAUCUUUGGCAACAUUCUCGCCGCCUGGACAUUUUCACAGAGAGCACCCACACGAAGGACACAGUACAUUUACCUGGCCAACCUUGUGACUGCAAAUCUGCUGGUUUGCAGCACCAUGCCCUUCCUGGCUGCCUAUUUUGCGGACGGGCACCGCUGGCCCUACGAGUCCGCGGCGUGCAGGAUCGCCCAUCACCUGGGCACGCUGGUGAUGCACGUCAGCAUGUAUGUGACCAUCACCAUCCUGUGCUCCAUCGCCCUCAGCCAGUAUGCCACGCUGAAGAAGAACAGCGGCACACAACACUCCCAAGCGCUCCCUGGAAACUUCCACAGGCACCUGCUUCACAAAUUCCGGCGGCCAAAGUUUGCUAAAUAUUUGUGUGUCGUUAUAUGGCUGAUUGUGCUCUGCAUAACAGUCACAGCCAUCACGUACAACGUCCAGGAGAAGGUUUCAGCUGAGUUCCUGACCUGCUACAACAUCAGGGUAGAAGUUGGUGGAAGUCCUGCAAUGAUUGCAGGUUCUCUUGCCACUGUGUGGUUUUUUCUGUCCUUUAUAACAGUUUUGUGGUCAUACUAUUCUCUUACCAGACACCUCAGCAAAAUACAAAAAAACACCUGUAUUGGAGAAAAACAUCUAAUUUACAGAACAGUGAAAAGAAACAUUCUUGUCAUCCAGAUGAUAUUAACUGUCUGCUUUCUUCCAUAUCAUAUUUUUAGGCCAAUUUUCUAUGUACUGUCUAAAGAUAACGACUGCCCAAGAUUAAACUACCUAGUGGAAAUUAAAAAUUUCCUUACUUGUCUUGCUGCUGCUAAAAGUAGUUUAGAUCCAGUUAUAACCCUUCUGUUAGAUAACACAUUUAAGAAAAAUCUUUAUGGUCUGUUUACAAAAUCCACACCAGAACAUCAACAACAUAAUGAUGAUAUUUUCACUGAAAUGGGAAGGAGUAUGGAAAGAUUUUCAUAGACUAUAAGUACCAAUAAAUUAUUUUUAACUACCUAUAGGCAGGCUUUGAUAUGGAAUGGCAAAUAUUUAAAUAAAAUGGUAACAUAUUGUA